AUGGCAGCGGCGGCGGCGGCGGUGGGGCCGGGUGCGAGCGGCGCGGGGACAGCGGUCCCGGGCGGCGCGGGGCCCUGCGCGACCGUGUCGGUGUUCCCCGGCACCCGCCUCCUCACCAUCGGCGACGCGAACGGCGAGAUCCAGCGGCACGCGGAGCAGCAGGCGCUGCGCCUCGAGGUGCGCGCCGGCCCGGACGCGGCGGGCAUCGCCCUCUACAGCCAUGAAGAUGUGUGUGUGUUCAAGUGCUCAGUGUCCCGCGAGACGGAGUGCAGCCGCGUGGGCCGCCAGUCCUUCAUCGUCACCCUGGGCUGCAACAGCGUCCUCAUCCAGUUUGCCACGCCCAGUGACUUCUGCUCCUUCUAUAACAUUCUGAAGACGUGCCGUGGGCACACGCUGGAGCGCUCAGUGUUCAGCGAGCGGACUGAAGAGUCCUCGGCUGUCCAGUACUUCCAGUUCUAUGGCUACCUGUCCCAGCAGCAGAACAUGAUGCAGGACUACGUGCGGACCGGCACCUACCAGCGCGCCAUCUUGCAGAACCACACGGAUUUCAAAGACAAGAUUGUUCUAGAUGUUGGCUGUGGCUCUGGGAUUCUCUCCUUUUUCGCUGCCCAAGCUGGAGCCAGGAAAAUCUAUGCAGUGGAGGCCAGUACCAUGGCCCAACAUGCUGAGGUGCUGGUGAAGAGCAACAACCUGACAGACCGCAUCGUGGUCAUUCCCGGCAAGGUGGAGGAGGUGUCACUGCCCGAGCAGGUGGACGUGAUCAUCUCGGAGCCCAUGGGCUACAUGCUCUUCAAUGAGCGCAUGCUCGAGAGCUACCUCCAUGCCAAGAAGUACCUGAAGCCCAGUGGAAACAUGUUCCCCACCAUCGGCGACGUCCACCUGGCACCCUUCACCGAUGAACAGCUCUACAUGGAGCAGUUCACCAAGGCCAACUUCUGGUACCAGCCAUCUUUCCACGGAGUCGAUCUGUCGGCCCUUCGAGGUGCUGCUGUGGAUGAGUAUUUCCGGCAGCCUGUGGUGGAUACCUUUGACAUCCGGAUCCUGAUGGCCAAAUCUGUCAAGUAUACAGUGAACUUCUUAGAAGCCAAAGAAGGAGAUUUGCACAGGAUAGAAAUCCCAUUCAAGUUCCACAUGCUGCACUCAGGGCUGGUCCACGGCCUGGCCUUCUGGUUUGACGUUGCUUUCAUCGGCUCCAUAAUGACCGUGUGGCUGUCCACGGCCCCCACGGAGCCCCUGACCCACUGGUACCAGGUCCGGUGUCUCUUCCAGUCACCGCUGUUCGCCAAGGCCGGGGACACGCUCUCAGGGACAUGUCUGCUUAUUGCCAACAAAAGACAGAGCUACGACAUCAGUAUUGUGGCCCAGGUGGACCAGACGGGCUCCAAGUCCAGUAACCUUCUGGAUCUGAAGAACCCCUUCUUCAGGUACACGGGCACCACGCCGUCGCCCCCGCCCGGCUCUCACUACACGUCCCCCUCGGAGAGCAUGUGGAACACAGGCAGCACCUACAACCUCAGCAGUGGGAUGGCCGUGGCCGGCAUGCCGGCCGCCUACGACCUGAGCAGUGUUAUCGCCGGCGGCUCCGGCGUGGGCCACAACAACCUGAUUCCUUUAGCCAACACGGGGAUCGUGAAUCACACGCACUCCCGGAUGGGCUCCAUAAUGAGCACGGGCAUCGUCCAAGGCUCCUCGGGCGCCCAGGGCGGCGGCGGCGGCGCCAGCGCCCACUACGCCAUCAACAGCCAGUUCACCAUGGGCGGCCCGGCCAUCUCCAUGGCGUCGCCCAUGUCCAUCCCGACCAACACCAUGCACUACGGGAGCUAGGCGCGCCGCGCGCUGGCCGCACCAGGAAACCAAAUGACGCCCGGGCGACGCCGGCCACGCCCUCCGUGCCAUGGGGACUCGGAC
Dipodomys spectabilis (banner-tailed kangaroo rat) is the source of this 1908-nucleotide messenger RNA. RefSeq names its product coactivator associated arginine methyltransferase 1 (gene Carm1). Gene Ontology annotation, molecular function: protein-arginine N-methyltransferase activity. NCBI's taxonomy places the organism in Eukaryota, Metazoa, Chordata, Mammalia, Rodentia, Heteromyidae. Gene Ontology annotation, biological process: peptidyl-arginine methylation. The record is from RefSeq and is a predicted model, not a curated record.